CCAGCCCCAAGCCCUCCGCGGGCACAACCCGCCCCGGGGCGGGGGGGGGCCGGUCGCUCCGUGCCUACGGAAGGGGGCACGGUGCCUUCUUUGGGACGCGAUGGCUUAUUUGGUGUGGGGUGGAUGGCUUAACUUGGGGAAUUUUCCAGCUGGUAAUUUCUGCUGCGUCAACACCCAGCUCAAGGGAGAGGAGCAGAGACAAGGGGGCAUUUUAACAGCAGCUCCACUUGCGAAUAGCCAAGCCUCAAUCCCGGCUCCAGCAUUCAAACCCUUUCCCCCCCCCCCCAAAAAAAAACCCAGCAUCCGUGCAAGUUGGACCAAGAGUUUGUCAGGAGCGUGGUUCCAAACUGCUUGGGAUAAAGGGAUGAGGACGUCUGGUGAGCCCUUUGGAGGUUGUCAGCAGAGCCCAUUCUCCUCUCUUCAUUAAAACAUGCACUCUCCAGCUGUGAAACAUCGCGACAUUUGUUUUUGCUAACAGGAAACAUUUUCAACUGUUGUUCUGUCCUUCUCCUGCAAGAGGUCCCAGCAGUGAUAUCGGAAGGUCAAAGACUGGUGCACUACCUGUGCUGCCCUAGGGCUGUUGAUGUCCUCAGCUGCUGUAGGAGAAACACCAGACCUGGAACCCAGUUUGUUACUGGACUUGUGGAAGAGGAAACACAAAGAUUUCCAGAUGAAUAACCGCAAGGAAGAUAUGGAGAUCGCGUCCCACUACCGGCACCUGCUGCGGGAGCUGAACGAGCAGAGGCAGCACGGCAUCCUCUGCGACGUCUGCAUCAUAGUGGAGGGGAAGAUAUUUAAGGCUCACAAAAACGUUCUGCUUGGGAGUAGUCGUUACUUCAAAACACUCUACUGCCAGGUACAGAAAACCUCUGACCAGGCCACUGUCACCCACCUGGACAUCGUGACUGCACAAGGCUUUAAAGCCAUCAUUGACUUCAUGUAUUCUGCACACCUCGCGCUGACCAGCCGCAACGUCAUCGAGGUGAUGUCAGCUGCGAGUUACCUGCAGAUGACAGACAUUGUCCAGGCCUGUCACAACUUCAUCAAAGCAGCUCUUGACAUAAGCAUAAAGUCUGAUGCUUCAGAUGACCUCGUUGAUUAUGAGCUUGGAGCCCCCUCCAGCAGCAGUACGGAUGCUCUGAUUUCAGCAGUGGUGGCUGGCAGGAGUAUAUCUCCCUGGUUAGCGCGGCGCACGAGCCCUGCGAACUCGUCUGGAGACUCAGCCAUUGCCAGCUGCCAUGAAGGAGGGAGCAGCUAUGGCAAAGAGGAUCAAGAACCAAAACCAGACGGCCACGAAGACAUUUCAUCCCAGUCUCUUUGGUCUAGUGACAUGGGCUAUGGCUCUUUACGGAUCAAGGAGGAACAGGUUUCGCCGUCGCAUUACGGAGGGAGUGAACUGCAUUCUGGCAAGGAUAGUGCAAUACAGACUGUGUUCUCAGAGCAAGGAGUAGGGGAUGGCUGGCAGCCCACGGGACGCAGGAAGAACAGGAAAAACAAAGACACUGUGAGGCAUAUCACACAGCAAGUGGAGGAGGACAGCAGGGCAAGCUCUCCAAUGCCAUCGUUCUUACCUGCUUCAGGAUGGCCCUACAGCAGUCGAGACCCCAGUGCUGAGGUGCCGGUGCCGGAGCCCAGCAGCUCUGACAGCAGAGUGGAGGAAGCGCUCCUCACCGGGGAGGGCACGUACAUCCCGCAGCCGCUGACGCCGGAGAAGGAGGAUGUGCUCCAGGCUGCCACCGUGGCCAACCUGCGCGCGGCUCUCAUGAGCAAGAACAGCUUGCUGUCCCUGAAAGCCGACAUGCUGGGAGAGGACAGCUCUCUGCUCUUCGAGUACCUGCCCAAAGGCACCCACUCCCUCUCCCGGCCUGGCACCAACUUGAAUCAUCCAAGGGGCGAAAGUGAUGGCAAAGUGGAAGCACCAUCUCCCCCGCUGCCUUCAUCACACCUUGCCACUCAGAGCCCCCCCGAGGCCUGCUCCUCUGGUGGCAUGUCACCAGAAACCAUGGCAAAAGGAGAGGUGCCUUCCUCCACCCAGGCCGCUUACGAUGGACUUUUAGCACUUUGGCAGUUUGAUAACUCUGAUUCAGAUACGAGCUUCUCCAGAUCCGAAGACAUGGAUGGAACCACUGAUGGCCUCUGCCAGGAUUCCAGCCUCGCCAAGAGGCUGACCUGUGGUUUCUGCAGGAGGGUUUUCCAGCAUGCUGAAGAGCUGAAGGAGCACAUCCAUGAACAUGCCUUCUCCAUGCUUUUCCCAUUGGACUUGGUUGACUGUCCCCGGCCGGGCCUCACUGACAGAGUGCUUCCCAAUCCGCUCUCCCGCUUCCAGUGCUCCCAGUGCCCUGCCACCUUCACUCUGAAAUCCAACAUGGAUCGGCACGAGAAGUCCAUCCACUUCCAUUUCAACGAGUUCACAGUCAUCAGGAAGAAGUUCAAGUGCCCCUACUGCAGUUUCUCAGCCAUGCACCAGUGCAUCCUGAAGAGACACAUGCGAUCCCACACGGGAGAGAGGCCCUAUCCCUGCGAGAUCUGCGGCAAGAAGUUCACGCGCCGGGAGCACAUGAAGCGGCACACGUUGGUCCACAGCAAAGACAAGAAGUACGUAUGCAAGGUGUGCAACCGAGUGUUCAUGUCCGCGGCCAGCGUGGGGAUAAAGCACGGCUCCCGCCGCCACGGCGUCUGUGCCGACUGCUCUGGCCGAGGCAUAGCCGCUCACCUGGACCACAACGGGGGAGAAGGCUCUCCAGACGAGUGCUACCCCGGCGAAGGGCAGUACAUGGAAGACCCGGACGACAUCAAAGUGGAAGGAGACGAGGAGAUGGGAGACGACGACGACAUCAAGUGGAAGGACGACGUGGGAAUGUCGCAGGAUGAUGUGAUUUUAGAUGACGACAAGGACGUCGACUCUCCGCAGGAGCAGGACCACUCUGGGGAGAACGACAAGGAUUUUACCUGGAUUUCUUAGGGAUUCCUUUGUUUGUUUGGGGUUUUCUUUUUUGUUCCGCUCUCUUGUUUGUAGGGGGAGGGAGGGUGGGAAGGAAGGAGUGUGUCGGAAAAGAAACUUAAGUAGCCUUGUUGUCGUCCAUGUGUGCAAAAUAACUCUCGUGUUUUCUAAACCGGUCCUUCUCUGUCCCGCUCUGAUACUGUCUUAGCAGGGUCACUCCCAGUGGCACCACUGACUUUGCCUUCCCCCUUCUCCCUCCACCACCAGCCCCGGCCGCAGCCGUCGGGUUGAUGAGGUUGAGGGUGCGAGCACUGCGUGAUGGGAGCCUGGGUGAAGCACGAGUCCUCCUUCCCUUCCCACCCUGACCCUGUGUGGGGAGAGCUCUGUGUCCAAAGCAGGUUGUUUUCGUGGUGGUUGGGUUUUUGUUUCUUUCCUCUAUUCUGUUUAACACCUUGUCUGUGUGCUGAAUCCCAGCAGCAGUGGGAUUACAAGCUGGUGUUGGGAAAGCAGGUUGAUGGAUGUGUUGGAGGGCUUCCCUUGGUGAUACAGGCCUUUUGGCAAAGGUGUUGGAAGAGAGUUUUAAUUGUUUUUUAUGGAGCCAAAUAGAUCAAAAGGCAAGUCAGA
This is a messenger RNA of Pezoporus occidentalis (night parrot), 3565 nucleotides long. RefSeq names its product zinc finger and BTB domain containing 46 (gene ZBTB46). The transcript has 11 exons. The coding region runs from base 584 to 2962 and encodes 792 amino acids. Lineage: Eukaryota; Metazoa; Chordata; Aves; Psittaciformes; Psittacidae. The record is from RefSeq and is a predicted model, not a curated record. Gene Ontology annotation, biological process: regulation of transcription by RNA polymerase II. Gene Ontology annotation, molecular function: protein binding; DNA-binding transcription factor activity, RNA polymerase II-specific; RNA polymerase II cis-regulatory region sequence-specific DNA binding.